UCUGGUUUGGAGGCGUGGCCUCGGCGGGAAGGGGGCGUGGCCUGGGGCCGCGGCGCGCGGUGUGCGAUGGCGCUGCCGCGGGCGCAGCUGCAGUGCAAGAACCUGCAGGAGUUCCUGCGGGGGCUCAGCCCCCCCACGCUGGACCGGCUCUACGGGCACCCCGCCACCUGCCUGGCCGUCUUCAGGGAGCUGCCAGGCCUGGCCCAGGCCGGGAUCAUGCGGAUGCUGUUCCUGGAGCAGCCCCUGCCCCAGGCGGCCGUGGGGCUCUGGGUCAAGAAGGAGCACAGCAGGGAGCAGCAGCAGAGCCAGGAGGUGCUGCUGGAGCUGCGCCUGUGGCACCCCCACACCCUCCCGGGGGGGCUCCCGGGGGUCGCCCUGCACCCCAACUUCCGACAGAACCUGCGCGUCGCCCUGCUCGGGGGGGGCAAGGCCUGGUCGGACGACACGGCCCCGCUGGGCCCGGACCGGCACGCCCGCGACGUGCCCGCGCUGGACAAGUACGCCGAGGAGCGCUGGGAGGUGGUUUUGCACUUCAUGGUUGGAUCACCGAGCGCCGCCGUCAGCCAGGACCUGGCGCAGCUGCUGGUGCAGGCCGGGCUCAUGAAGAGCGAGGGGGGCGAGCCCCCCUGCAUCACCUCGGCCGGGUUCCAGUUCCUGCUGCUCGACACCCCCGCCCAGCUCUGGUUCUUCAUCCUGCAGUACCUGCGGGGCGCCGAGGCGCGGGGGAUGGACCUGGUGGAGAUUUUGUCCUUCCUGUUCCAGCUGAGCUUCUCCACCCUGGGCAAGGACUACUCGGUGGAGGGGAUGAGCGAGUCGCUGCUGACGUUCCUGCAGCACCUGCGCGAGUUCGGGCUGGUGUUCCAGAGGAAGCGGAAGUCGCGGCGGUUCUACCCGACCCGGCUGGCCAUCGCGCUGGCCUCGGGGACAGCGGGGACAUCGCUGGGGACAGCGGGGACAGGGCUGGGGACAGCGGGGACAGAGCCCGACGGACACGGCUUCAUCCUGGUGGAGACCAACUACCGCAUCUACGCCUACACAGACUCAGAGCUGCAGGUGGCCCUCAUCGCGCUCUUCUCGGAGCUGCUCUACCGCUUCCCCAACCUGGUGGUGGCCCAGGUGACAAGGGACAGCGUGCAGGCGGCCAUCGCCAACGGCAUCACCGCCGACCAGAUCAUUCACUUCCUGCGCACCCGCGCCCACCCCGUGAUGGCCAAACAGAGCCCGGUGCUGCCCCCGACCAUCACGGACCAGAUCCGGCUCUGGGAGCUCGAGCGGGACCGGCUGCGCUUCUCGGAGGGUGUGCUGUACAACCAGUUCCUGUCCCAGGUGGAUUUCGAGGUGCUGCGGGACCACGCCCGGGCCCUGGGGGUGCUGGUGUUCGAGAACCCCGCGCGGCGCCUGAUGGUCGUCACCCCCGCCGGCCACCCCGACGUCAAACGCUUCUGGAAGAGGCAGAAACACAACGGCUGACCCCAAAAACCCCAAAACACCCAAAAUCCCGGAGUCUGGGAUCCUAAAAUCCCUGAAAUCCCAGAGUUUGGGGUCCAAAAUCUUCAGAUUUGGGGUUACUAGGCCAUCCCAACGUGAAACGCUUCUGGAAGCGCCAGAAGCAC
This is a messenger RNA of Passer domesticus (house sparrow), 1613 nucleotides long. It is a transcript of the gene GTF2H4, whose product is annotated as general transcription factor IIH subunit 4. Lineage: Eukaryota; Metazoa; Chordata; Aves; Passeriformes; Passeridae. Gene Ontology annotation, biological process: nucleotide-excision repair. Gene Ontology annotation, cellular component: transcription factor TFIIH core complex; transcription factor TFIIH holo complex. The record is from RefSeq and is a predicted model, not a curated record. Gene Ontology annotation, molecular function: ATPase activator activity; double-stranded DNA binding.